Messenger RNA from Trichoderma asperellum CBS 433.97, 222 nucleotides. Lineage: Eukaryota; Fungi; Ascomycota; Sordariomycetes; Hypocreales; Hypocreaceae. The record is from RefSeq and is a predicted model, not a curated record.
AUGACUCACCACGCUCGCGAUAUCACUAAAGAUGCUGCCCUCGAGGGCAUGCACGAGCAACCCGAAGAAAUUAGUAACAAGGCGCGGGGCCAUAAAGCGAAUUUGUCCAAUCCCAAUACCAGUGAUGAGUCCAAGAAGCAAUCUAAGCAGGAAUUGAAGGUACUUGGCGAUGAGAAAGCGUUCUAUGGCAAGCAGGGAAAGGGUGAGGGCUCCAAAGAGUAA